AUGGAGCCAGCGAAGGAAGCCGUGGCGGCAACCGCUGAGAUAUCAACUGAUCAUCCAAGAAGCGAAUCAAACAAAAACAAGUCAAUACCAUGGAAGAUCAAAAUUCUGGCAGUGGUCCUUGUCAGCAUGAUUGGAUUUGGGUCUCACUGGAGCAGCGGUGUGACAGGAGCCAUGAAAAGCACGAUUAAAAAAAAACUUCAUAUCAACAACGCCCAAUAUGCCGUUUUGGAAGCAAGUGAGGAUUUCAUGAAGACGGCUUUAAUACUGGUGAGCGGUGUGGUUACGGAUAGAAUAGGAGGUGCAAGUGCCAUGCUUUGGGGGAAUGCCAUUUACAGUGUCGGUGCAAUCUUGAUCGCUGCGGCUACCACCGUUCGCAGCUACAAGUUUAUGAUCGUUGGUGUCAUUAUCCAAGCUCUUGGUGAUAUUGCUACCCAAAUCGCGCAGUACAAAGUGUUCUCGUCCUGGUUCGCGCCAUCAAAUGGAUUCGCUUCAACACUAGGAUUUGAGCUUGGGCUGGGCAAGAUUGGAGGAUUCGUAGGCAAAGCUACGGCUAACGUCAUCGCCACCAAGACAGGAGAUUUUAGCUGGGUGUACUGGUGUGCAGUGUUUAUGAAUCUUUUUACCAACGUUGCUACUUUUGUCUUUUGGCUAUUCACGCGAUGGUGUGAGAGGCACUACUCCGGUACGCAUGAUCCAGCGACGGGAGAAAAGUUGACAGAAAGAAACAAAAAGUUCGAAUGGUCCAAGAUGCUACGACUGCCUUGGCCAUUUUGGCUGGUUUCUGCAUUUACAUUGUUCCAAACGUCGACAGCUUCAGUCUUUACGCAGAACGCCACAGAGUUUGCAGAACAACGCUUCAAGGUGUCGGCUGAAACCGCUGGUUGGUAUUCUGCCAUGUCGCAGUACUUGGGGUUCUUCCUGGUGCCGGUACUGGGGAUUGUGAUUGACAUUUUUGGCCAUCGCAUCUCAAUCAUGGUGGUGUGCGGAGUUGGAAUGUUGCUGUCCAUGUGUUUGGCGGCUUGGGGUCCAACAAUUCAGGGAACAGCAGCCAGUUUUGGCGUGUAUGCCUUUGCUUCAUCAUUAGGUCCAACGGUCAUCAUCGACAGCAUACGCACGACCAUGUGGUAUCAGGAAGUGUUUGGGUCCGGAUAUGCAAUCAAGAAUGCCAUCAACAACAGCAUGAACAUCAUCAUCCGCAUAGUCACUGGUGUCAUCCAGGACCAAGACCACAAUAGCUAUGAUAGGGUUGUCAUUGUUUACGUGUUCUUAUCUGCAGGCUCUGUGGUCGUUGGUCUCAUCAUGCUUAUAUGGAGCUACUUUGAUAUCAUCCUGGGUCGGCUUCAGUGGACGCGGAAGCGGCGACUUGCAAAGGGGCACACUAUCAACGAAAGAAAAGAGGAAUUUGAGAAUGAUGAGCAUGCAGAGCGAAACCGGAUGGUCAGCAUGUCUUGCUUUGGUGCUGUGAUUGUCAUGAUUCUUGGAGCUUGGGCGGCGUACUUUUGGGGAGUUGCCACUGGGAAUAACACAUAA
Messenger RNA from Pochonia chlamydosporia 170, 1530 nucleotides. Its product is annotated as MFS transporter. The transcript has 3 exons. Gene Ontology annotation, biological process: transmembrane transport. The record is from RefSeq and is a predicted model, not a curated record. The coding region runs from base 1 to 1530 and encodes 509 amino acids. NCBI's taxonomy places the organism in Eukaryota, Fungi, Ascomycota, Sordariomycetes, Hypocreales, Clavicipitaceae. Gene Ontology annotation, molecular function: transmembrane transporter activity.